This is a messenger RNA of Talpa occidentalis (Iberian mole), 2390 nucleotides long. RefSeq names its product histone-lysine N-methyltransferase PRDM9-like. The record is from RefSeq and is a predicted model, not a curated record. Gene Ontology annotation, molecular function: histone H3K36 methyltransferase activity; histone H3K4 methyltransferase activity; zinc ion binding. The transcript is spliced from 10 exons. Bases 160 to 2106 code for a protein of 648 amino acids. Gene Ontology annotation, cellular component: nucleus. Gene Ontology annotation, biological process: positive regulation of reciprocal meiotic recombination; regulation of DNA-templated transcription. Lineage: Eukaryota; Metazoa; Chordata; Mammalia; Eulipotyphla; Talpidae.
GGCCCAAGGGAGACGCAGGUGGACGCCGGGGGGCGCCGGAACAGAAAAUGGCCAGUGCUGCCUCAGUUCGUCAGGGCCCAAGGAGGAAGAUCUUUACAUAGAACAGAGCACACCCUGCACAGGGAAGCCAGGCCGCCCUGACCUACACGGCGUGCUGAGAUGUGCUCCCCUCAGGCCAAGGACGCGUUUAGAGACAUCGCCAUGUACUUCUCCAAGGAGGAGUGGACUGCCAUGGGUGACUGGGAGAAAAGGCGCUAUCGCAACGUGAAGAGGAACUACCAGGCGCUGAUCAGUAUAGGUCUCAGAGCCCCUCGGCCAGCUUUCAUGUGCCACCGCAGGCUGGCCAUCAAACCCAAGGAAGAGGACAGCGAGGAUUCUGACGAAGAGUGGACACCACGGCGGCAAGUCAAACAUCCACGGGUGGCCUUCAGAGUAAAACAGAGUAAACGCCAGAAGGGAAUGUCCAGAGCUGCAGUAAGUAAAGAAUCUAGUUUGAAGGAAAUGUCAGGAACAGCAGCUUUGCUGAACACCAGUGGCUCAGAGGAGGCCCAGAGACCAGUGAACCUUCCUAAAGAAGCAAGUACUUCUGGACAGCACUCUAGACAAAAACAGGAGCUGAGGAGAAAGAAGCCUGACGUGAAGAUGUACUCACUACGAGAGAGAAAAGGCUGCACAUACCAAGAGGUCAGCGAGCCCCAGGACGAUGACUACCUCUAUUGUGAGAACUGUCAGAACUUCUUCGUUGACAGCUGUGAUGCCCACGGAGCCCCUACAUUCAUCAAAGACAAUGACGUAGACAAGGGGCAUCCUGACCGCUCAGCCCUCACCCUGCCCCCUGGGCUGAGGAUCGGGCCUUCAAGCAUCCCGGAGGCUGGGCUGGGAGUCUGGAAUGAAGUGUCCAACCUGCCACUGGGCCUGCACUUUGGCCCCUAUGAGGGCCACAUCACAGAAGAUGAAGAGGCAGCCAACAGCGGGUACUCCUGGCUGAUCACUAAAGGGAGAAAUUGCUACGAGUAUGUGGAUGGAAAAGACAAGUCUUGGGCCAACUGGAUGAGGUACGUGAACUGUGCCAGGGACGAGGAGGAGCAGAACCUGGUGGCCUUUCAGUACCACAGGCAGAUAUUCUACCGCACCUGCCAGGUGGUCAGGCCAGGCCAGGAGCUGCUGGUCUGGUAUGGCGAUGAGUACGGCCAGGAGCUAGGCAUCAAGUGGGGCAGUGAGUGGAAGAGGGCACCUGCUACUGAGAGAGCAGAACCAAAGCCAGGGAUCCACCCAUGUCCCUCCUGCUCGCUGGCCUUCUCCACUGAGAAAUUCCUCAACCAACAUGUGCAACACCAUCAUCCCACCCAGACCUUCCCAGCAACAUCUGUGAGCAAACACUUCCCAUCAGAGGAUCCCUGCCCUGGUCAUCAGCAUCAGCAGCUGGCACAUUCUGGUCCCCACAGCGGGAAUGACAAACUUGAAAGCCAAGAUGUCAAAGAAAGUCCCAAACCUUUGCUUAAAAGGAUAAGGCAGAAGAACGUUUCAAAGGCCUUUUCCAAUCUGCCAACAAGGCAAAACUGGAGCUCUAGGGAGCAUGAGAGAGUGAUGGAGGAAGAGCCAAGCCCAGGCCAGAAAGAGAAUCCAAAGGACACAGGCAAAUUAUUCACUGGGGUAGGAUUGUCAAUAACUGCAACAGGCGAGUAUAGAGGGAGUGGGCAAGGUGUCCAUGAGCAGUCACACCUCAGCACACACCAGAGGACACAGGCAGGGGAGAAGCCCUAUGUCUGCAGGGAGUGUGGGCGAGGCUUUGGUCGUAAGUCACACCUCAUCACACACCAGAGGACACACACAGGGGAGAAGCCCUAUGUUUGCGAGGAGUGUGGGAGAAGCUUCAGUGAUAAAUCUACCCUCAUCACACACCAGAGGACACACACAGGGGAGAAGCCCUUUGUCUGCAGGGAGUGUGGGCGAGCCUUUAGCCAUAAGUCAUACCUCAUCAGACACCAGAGGACACACACAGGGGAGAAGCCCUGUGUCUGCAGGGAGUGUGGGCGAGGCUUCAGCCGUAAGUCACACCUCAUCAGACACCAGAGGACACACAGGGGAGAAGCCCUGUGUCUGUAGAAGGGUGAGUAGUUCAUUAUCAGUGAAUCACAUCUCAGCAGCCACAGAGGACAAAUGCAGGCACCACACAUUCUGAACUUCCUCUGGGGUUGGGGGUAGGCGCUUCAGAGGUAGUCUAAUGACCGGUCCACUCCCCAAGAGCCUAGUGAGGUCAGAAACCAUCUAAAUAAUCCUCCACUCUCAAGACGAGAUGAGGACAAACAGGUACUUGAGUGGCAUGGCCAUCAAUCGCCUCCAUGGUUUUGUCUGUUUUGUCUUGUUGCCUUUGCUCCAGUAAAUUUUGU